GUGAGAAUGGAGAGGGGACGAAGGGGCAGUAUAAGAGGGAGCACCGGAGGAGGGGGGGUGGACGUUGGCCAAGUGCAGACCAUCUAGACAGAGCGGUGGGUGGAAGGCGUGGACAACCAAGUGCUCUGAAUGUGUGUGUGCGUGUGUUUGUGUGAGCGCGCGCGUGUCCGUGCAAGCGUGUCUGUCCAGCGGCAUCAAGGACUCAUCCCUCUCACUCUCCCCCAGAAAAACCGAAUCCAUUCAUCAGCCGAGCACCGGAGAGCAAUCUCCCUUCUUCCCGUCUGUCUUCCUCUCCUUCUCCACCUCCUUGAAGAAAGUUCUCCAGAGAGCUUCUCCUGCUCAAGUUGUUCUGUAAAGCAGAAUGCAGAACGCCACCGGCGGUGCCAGCGAGGAGAUCCCGCUGAAAUGCAACAUGUCUGGCUACCCCUUCAUCUUCACCCUGAUCCCCGUCGUCUACGGCUGCAACUUUGUCAUCGGCAUCGUGGGAAACAGCAUGGUGGUGGCGGUCAUCUACUGCUACAUGAAGCUGAAGACGGUGGCCAACAUCUUCGUCCUCAACCUCGCCGUGUCCGACCUCACCUUCCUCCUCACGUUGCCCAUGUGGGCCACGGUCACAGCAACGGGCUAUAACUGGCCCUUUGGCAGUUUCCUGUGCAAACUCACAGCCAGCCUCGUCAUCUUCAACCUGUACACCAGCGUCUUCUUCCUCACCUCUUUGAGCAUCGACCGCUACCUAGCCCUGGUGCACCCGGUCCGCUCACGCCAGUGCCGCACGGUGGCCAACGCCCGCAUCACCUGCAUCGUCAUCUGGGCCUUCGCCUUUCUUCUCAGUGUCCCCACUGCUGUAACCAGGGACGUCUUCCAGAUCAAGGACUCCAACAUCACUGUAUGCGCCAUUCUGGACAGGAACGAACUCAACUACAAUCUGGUGGCCCUUAGCCUGAUGAAGAGCGUGCUAGGCUUCCUCAUCCCCUUUGCCAUCAUCAUCACCUGCUACUGCCUGAUCGGAAAGGCUCUGCUGGAUGCCCACGGGGUGCAGAAGAGUCGUUCACAUGGCGAUGAGGUCCUGAAGAUGUUGGCGGCCGUGGUGUUGGCCUUUUUCCUCUGCUGGGUGCCGCACCAGAUCUUUCACUUCAUGGACACACUGGUGCUCCUCAAGGUCAUCCAGAACUGCCACAUGCUGGACAUCAUCGACACCGGCAUGCCGUUCACCAUCUGCAUCGCCUACUUCAACAGCUGCAUGAACCCCAUCCUCUAUGGCUUCGUGGGGAAGAACUUCAGAAGGAACCUGCUGAAGCUCCUGAGGGGGGGCCCCCCUGCAGACCCCUCCCACGCCGGCCUCAGUGCCAAGAUGAGCAACCUCUCCUACCGUGCCUCGGAGUCACUGCACCUCUCUGCCAACAGGACAACCAGUCUGCCCAGUGUCAAAUAAGCAAACAGCAACAUGCUUUGCUAAAGUCGUAGAAUCGUCCUUUUUUUUGUGGAUGACAAGAAAAUGGGGCUAACAGUGAAAACCUGUGUGCUUCAAAGCCCCAGAAUGACUGCUGAGAGAAUAACCAAACAUGAAUGUAAUGGUGUGGCUUUGCUGACCGCUGUAAAGAACAUAGAUGCUGAAGUGACACAGCAAAAGCGUCAGGCAUCACACUGAAGUCCAUCAUGAAUCACACUCAUCUAUAUCCUCCUUCCUGCCAUUUUCUAAAUGCUUAUCCUGGUCAGAGAUGUAGGAGAUGGGGGGUGGAGCCUAUCCCAGGUAACAGAAGUGGAUAUUUCAGGUCCAUAAACGAAAAAUCCAGACCAAGAUUUUGUUUCAACCAAUCCGCUGAGUACUCUGUGAUUGUGACUCUUUAUGCUCAACUGGUUGGUGGAAACAAAAUCUUGGUCUGGUUUUUUAAUUUCUAGACCUGAACUAUCAACCUCUGCCAGGCAGUAUAGGGUACAAGGCUGGAGUACAUUCUGGAUGGCAUGCCAGUCCAUCGCAGCCAGGUUUAAUAUGUUUAGUGGAAUAAAAAGUUCCACUACACAGGGGUUCUGUAAAGUGUGGCUGUGUAUAUAGUCAAAACACUGGAAAUGAAGACGGACUAGAUGUAUGUUCCAGAUAUCAUUCUAGAACUUUUAGUGUAAGCAGGACCUAUAAUGCAGUCGUCUUUGCCUGUGUUUCUCUGUGGCGUCACAAAACCGACGGAUGCUCUGUCUUCGUUAACGUGACGUGAGUGGAGACUUACUGCAGGAGCUAACUUUCAAUGAAUUAAUGUAUGUGAAAUGGAAGAACGGCAGGGGUGUCUACAGUGAUCUGCAAAAAACUCAGUAUUUCAAGUUAUAUAGUGGGUUGGUGUUUUUUUUAAGGGAACCACUGCCUUAUGUGGAAUAGUGCUUCUGUAUAUCUGAGUCUUUACUCUGUCGUUUACUGUCAUUUUUAUUUAUAAAUCAUGACCAUGUAUGUCAUUUUUAAAACCCUAAAAAGUACUGAUGUUUUAUGGAGAGCUAUUGUUAUUGCAUGAGUUAUUGAAAUGUGUAAUAAACACAUAUCCCCACACGG
This is a messenger RNA of Paramormyrops kingsleyae, 2536 nucleotides long. RefSeq names its product angiotensin II receptor, type 1a (gene agtr1a). Gene Ontology annotation, molecular function: angiotensin type II receptor activity; C-C chemokine receptor activity; C-C chemokine binding. The record is from RefSeq and is a predicted model, not a curated record. Gene Ontology annotation, cellular component: external side of plasma membrane; membrane. Gene Ontology annotation, biological process: G protein-coupled receptor signaling pathway; neutrophil chemotaxis; calcium-mediated signaling. Lineage: Eukaryota; Metazoa; Chordata; Actinopteri; Osteoglossiformes; Mormyridae.